AUGGAGUACAAUCUCAAAAUGCUACAGUUCUACCUGGGCUUAUACGGCUUUGCUGCGUUUCUUUGUCUCCUGGGUUACGUGUAUGCUUUGGUUGAUUGGCAACUGAAGCUUCGCAGACAACGAGCAUCUGGCUCAGCCUCCAUACCUUCUUCAUCAGUAACACCAAUCGUGGAGAAAACUAAGGCAGCCCGACAUAUCGUUCGUUUCGGAAACACAACUCAGGAGCUCAUCAGUGAAAAGAAUCCUAUGGAACCAGAGGAAUCUGUUCAACAGGACGAAUGCCAUGAAUGCCCAUCUAUCGAAAAUGCAUCGUCGCUAAGUAUGGAACGACAACAUUCUUGGAACAAAAGAAGAGCAGAGAGGCGUCAGCGCUAUAAAGAGGAGAAACACACUAUGCCCAAAGUAGCACUGACCCCGCUUUCAGAGGGCCUAAAGGAUAUUGACGUCAUGUCCCAAACGGAGUCAUCGAGAGAUGAAUUAAGUGCUACCGUCGGAUCACAGAUUCCACCAGAGAUUUUGGCUGAACAUGAGAUGUGCUCACGAAGGGAGUCUGUGCAGGUCACCGACUUGGAUGAGAAAUUUCAUACUUUGCUGUUAAACCCUGUUGAGCGUUUAUCAACAGGGUGAGUUUGUGCCUGUCCACCCUCGGAUCAGCCGAUGUGUGAUUAAUGUUCCACUAAAACAAUUACUAUCAACAAAGGAAUUAUGUUAUCUUUCCUUUACGCUGAUCAACUAGUGUCAUCGCCCUGUGGUUUGCUUCGGC
Messenger RNA from Dicrocoelium dendriticum, 763 nucleotides. The record is from the annotation of a GenBank genome assembly. NCBI's taxonomy places the organism in Eukaryota, Metazoa, Platyhelminthes, Trematoda, Plagiorchiida, Dicrocoeliidae.